AAUUAGUAUUAAGUAUAUUAUCAAUAGCGUGCAUUGUUUUGUUUUGUGCACAAAUAAAAAAAUAUUCCUAAUUCAAAAUUAAAUAUAAAUUAGUUGAACAUUGGUUGGACGGCUGGUGAUUGUUUUUUUUUUUUAUUUCCAUUGUUUUAUUUUGUGCACAGAUAUAAAAUAUUCUUAAUUCAAAUAUAAAUUAGUCGAAUAUUAAUAGGACUGUUGGUUUGCUUUUUUAAUCUUAAAAAACUGAUUUUAAAAUGCCAGUUGCAACUAAAAGUGCAGUGUUGAAUGCAGAUCUAUUAGAAAAGGAAUGGUACAUCGAAUCACCGUGGGGCAGAAUAGCUGUGAUAGCAUGGGGGAACUGCUUCGACCCCCCGGUGCUGCUGUGCCAUGGGCAGGUAGACUCUGCAGCCUGCUUCAGACCACUAGUGAGGCUGUUGCCCAGGACGUACUAUUAUAUCGCGAUGGAGCUCCCAGGGAACGGCAAGUCAGACCCAACACCCCCUGGCUUCAUGAUGGGAGCUUGGGACGUGAUGUAUGCUAUAAAGACCGUGGCUGACCACUUCAGAUGGGAUAGCUUCAUUUACAUCGCCCAUUCUUUAGGAACCUUGCUAGGGAAGCUUUACAGUAUCACAUUCCCAGGGCGCAUAUCACACAUAAUAGACCUGGACCCCACCCCGGCGUACCAGGCAGUGGCCCCGGGAGAACUCCCGGCCUGGUACCACCAGUACUUCACCAGCUACUUCCAGAAGUACAAGAAAUUGACAUCACCCAGGGAAAACGCUCCGAAAUACACUUACGAAAAGGCAUUUUCAAUGAUGAAGAAGAAUCGUGGAUUGACAGACGAGGCGACACACACUGCUCUGGAGAGGAUACUUGAACCAGCUGGACAAGGAUUGGUCAGAUUCACCUUCGAUCAGCGCGCGAAAUGUAUAACUUUACCUGCCUUCCCGCCAACAUUCCUGAAAGCCCUGUACACAUCCAUCCCUACCCCAACCCUUUCCAUUCUAGCUGAGGACUCAAUCCAAAGCGGAUCAUUCAAGAUGGCUGACUUUGUGUUCGAAGAAGAUCUUAAAAGACGAUACAGGGUGCAAAGGGUACCAGGGAACCACGACGUUCAUGUUAGUUAUCCAGAGAGAGUUGCACCACAUAUAAUGGAAUUCUUGACGAUAUACAGAUCACCAUGGAAUUUAUAGCCGCUUGGACUUACAACUGUUUUCGAAAUCGAUAGCUUCCUUAUAUUCAGUAGACUCUUCCAUCUGAGUUUUCAAGGUUCCUUCCUCAGCCGUUGAGGCUGGCAAUCAUCUAGAAUAUUGUCGGUGUUAUCGAUACCCCAAACGAGGCAAUAAUAAUAUUGAAUAUUAACAAUACUAUCAAUGAAAUUAUGUAAGAUUUAUAUUUCUAUCGAAAGUAUAAAAUAAUAUAUAUACGUCCAAAUCAAAAGCGACCUUAUGGCGGCUGGCACUUAGGUUUUUAUUGCCGUUGUCUGAAUACUAAACAGCGGCUAUAAUGGCGUAAGUGUCGGGCGCCAUAAGAUCCCUUUUAAAUUGAACGACGACAUAAUAGUAUGUAGAUAUUUCAAAUCCUGCCAAACAAAAUAUUGCUUCAUUCUCAAUGAUGAUUGUCUGAAAUUCAAUCAUCUCACAAGAUCUCAUCUAUUUAUGAUAAGUCAUAAUAAUUCACACAGUCGUAAUAAACCUUGUCUAUUUUUAAAUCAAAACUUUAUCUUUAACCUUAGCUUUUUCCAAGACAGUUAAAUGAAAAAAAAGUACUUAAGUAUAACCUCGUCUGUCAAGAGGGGAGAAGUAAUAAAAAUAUGUACAGUCAAUAGCACAUGAUGCUACCCAAAUACAUUGCAAAUUCGUCACUAUUACCGAAGCAUAGAGCAUGUGCAUUUUUGACUGUACAUGAAUUUAUCUAUAUAUGCGACACGUGCUAUGUUAAUCACAUAUAACAUCGCAUUAUCUUGUAACGCCCGCUUUAUAUUAUCGCGAUACAGAAUUCGGCAUACAUUGUUGGUUUUUCAUUGCGGUAAAUAAAAGCGCUCAUACGAACAACGCAAUGUUCGUGAAUUAACGUCAGCACCUGUCCGGCGAUAGUGUGCAACCGGCAUACGAUUAUGUGAAAGUCAUUUUUACGUUAUCAGCGUUAAGGAAAAUUAUUAUACUGAUUACAACUAGGAUGUGCACUUUGAAUCAAAACAGAGAUAUGAUAUAAUAAUUCCUGUACUUUUAACGGUCUUUGACGUUGCCACAGAUUAUACAAUACAUAGGGAUAUGUUUACAAUCUAGAUUAUUACAAAAUAGUUCCAAAAACAACAAGUACCAAAUCGUCGUAUCUACCUAAGUAUUAGUAUAUUAAUCUGUCUGUACUCAAUCACGUGUCAAACACAUAAUGACAAUGAUCAAGUGAACGUGAAAACCUUGAAAUGGAAAAUGUCCUUCAAUUUCCACGACAAUAGAACGCCUCUCUUAUACCAUAUGAACCUGGUUUCGUUCCGGGCUGUGACGCCGCGAACUCCCUACUAUGUGGCCUAGGGAGAAUAUCCAUUUAUUUAUUUUAUUUAAAAUCUUUAUUGCACAAAAUUACAAAAAAAAUAUAGGUACAUACCAAAUUUGGACUUAGCGACAUAUGAGAUUCUCUACCAGUCAACCAUUAGACCAAAAAGAGAUAGCAAGAUGGUGUCAUAAAGUGAAAAAAAAAUGAUUUGAUUUUACUUAUUGAAUAUAGGUAACCAGGUUUUAUAUAAUCCAUGAUGUACUGAACAUUACAAUCUAAACACAGCUUAGUAAACAAGUGAGCAGUUUCAUCGAAAUAUCUAGCCUCCAAUCUAACACAUCAAAACUUAGUCGUGGCUUGUAUCGGCCGCAAACGUACUAUGUCCAUCUGGCAGGUACAGAUCUGGACAAAAAUCUUAAGUAAAAUCGAUAAUUUAAAUUUAUUCCCAAAAAUGGUUGACGUCAGGUUGUUUAAUAACAGCCGUAACUUCAAAAUAUUAAAGAUUGUUUUUUACGCUGACGCCUCAAAUGUAACCAAUUAAAAUUUGAGAGGAUGAGAUAAUGAUACUACGAUAUUCGACGACCUCGAUGGCGCAGUGGUAAAGUGCUUGCCUCUGAACCGAGAGGUCCCGGGUUCGAUCCCCGGUCAGGUCAUGAUGGAAAAUGAUCUUUUUCUGAUUGGCCCGAGUCUUGAAUGUUUAUCUAUAUAUGUAUUUGUUAUAAAAUAUAGUAUCGUUGAGUUAGUAUCCCAUAACACAAGUCUCGAACUUACUCUGGGGCUAGCUCAAUCUUUGUGAUUUGUCCUAAUAUUUAUUAUAUUAUACUACUUUAUUAAAGUCGUAUUAUGUAAAAUGAAAAUGUCAUAGAUUUUUGGUGCGUGUAUUUUUAGGUGUACUGACGGUUUUUUCACUACUUAGAUGUGCAAUAAGUGCGAUACAACUUUAUCCUUACUCUUUAACAUAUACACCUACUAUACGAAUUAUGUAUCUAAUGCUAAUAGCACUUAUACUCGACUAACUGUAAAUCUUUACAUCAUUAUAAUUAUAACACGAUAUAUGGGUAAGGACCAUCAAUUUUUUUGCAUAAAAACAUCAUUGUUUAAUUAAAUCCUUGCAUUGUGCUAUUGUGCAAAAAAAUUGUUUCUUUCCUUUUUGUUUAGACCAAGCGCAAUUGGUGUUUUAAUUGGUCCCAAAUCUGUCCCAUUGGUGGGCUCGUAAGGGAAAGCUGUUUCCAUUGUUAAUAAUUUGUUUACGUAAGGAAGAAUAUCAUAAAGUUAUAAUGUUGAAAAGGCAGUCUUGUCUCUUGCUAUCUCAGACUUAUCCAGAUAAGUUUGCGCCCGAUUUUCAGGAAACAUUUUUAAAGAAUAUAAAUCGUAAACCAUCAAUGAGAAUGCAUCAUUAAAAUUCAAUUAAAGCUUAAAAUUAACUGUUUAAAAGUUAAUGUUUGCCUCCACAUACGCCUAAGUAAAUAAUUUUCUUUCGUCGGAGUCACGGUUAUCAAAAGACAAUGCUGGCAGCGACUGUACACACAAACUUUAUGCAAAACGCCAGACGUACAGAUAAGCGCUAAGCCGGGGGAAAAGGACGGCAUCACGUAUUUUGAUGUUUCAGGACACCAUACUGUUCUCUUGUACAGUCUACUGCAUAUCAAGUUAUACAGCAUGGACCCCUAUGUGGCAGUUACAACGGAAAGCAUUUUUAAGUUAGGUAUUAACAAGGAAAUUAAAUUUUAAAAAAAUGUGCAUUGAAAAGAAACUCCCUGUAAUUACACAUACAUAUCUGAAACUUUAUUAAUGAAUUUGUCUUUAUGAAAAUCAGUUCUAUUAAAAUGAAAAUAGGGGACAUGUUGUAAA
This is a messenger RNA of Plodia interpunctella (Indianmeal moth), 4344 nucleotides long. Its product is annotated as serine hydrolase-like protein 2. Lineage: Eukaryota; Metazoa; Arthropoda; Insecta; Lepidoptera; Pyralidae. Gene Ontology annotation, cellular component: mitochondrion. Gene Ontology annotation, molecular function: monoacylglycerol lipase activity. The transcript is spliced from 6 exons. Bases 252 to 1190 code for a protein of 312 amino acids. The record is from RefSeq and is a predicted model, not a curated record. Gene Ontology annotation, biological process: acylglycerol catabolic process.